GAUCGUCUCCUCGGCGCGACAGGACGCGCUCGACGAGUUGGGAAGGGCGCGACGCUUCUUCAAAAGCCUUCUUCCGUCACCUUCCGCUCCUUCCUUGCCGCACGAGCGCAAUGGCGCCGGCUCGCCACCUCCUCUCCUACUCGCGUCUCGCCCCGGAAUUGUGAGGGCGGGUGGGCUGGCCGACCGGCCGGUCGAGUGAGCCCUCUGUGCCCUAAGAGAGCAUCUGUGCCUGGCCGAGAGCUGAGCUAGCGCUAGCAGGCUAGCGAGCUAGUGGCGCUGUAAUGGCGGAGCUGGUGCAGGCUGGAGGACAGGCCUCGAUCGGCCAGCCGGCGCUCAAGUCGGACGGCCUGGCCGAUGCGCUGCAGCGGGCCCGCCAGAUGGUGGGAAAGAUGGGGGAGGCGGUGCCGCACAUGGACGGCUCGCCGGCGAGCGCUGAGCCGUCGCUCUAUUACAAGCGAGACGACGCAGGUAGCCAAAUGUCAGCAGGGGGCCACCAAAGGGUGCUGACGGAGGACUACAAGGUCCCCGACAGGAUGGUGGGCUUCAUCAUUGGCCGGGGCGGCGAGCAGAUCACCAGGAUCCAGCUGGAGUCGGGAUGCAAGAUCCAGAUCGCCGCCGAUAGCGGCGGUCUGCUGGAGCGGCCCUGUUCCCUGACCGGGACGCCCGAGUGCAUCGAGCAAGCCAAGCGUCUCCUGGUUCAAAUCGUGGAGCGCUGCAGGAACGGCCCCGGCUUCCCCGGCGACUUGGAGGGCGGCGCCCUGGUGCAGGAGAUGUUGAUCCCGGCCAGCAAGGUGGGGCUGGUGAUCGGCCGGGGGGGUGAAACCAUCAAGCAGCUGCAGGAGCGCGCCGGCGUGAAGAUGAUGAUGAUCCAAGACGGUCCCAUGCCCACGGGAGCAGAUAAACCUCUCCGCAUCUCCGGCGACCCGUACAAGGUUCAGGCGGCCAAGGAGCUGGUGCUGGAUGUGAUCCGGGAGAAGGACGGCGACUUUCGGGGGGGACGCGGCGACUUCUCUGCCCGGCCGGGAGGAGCCGGCCUUGACGUACGCGCGGCUGAAGUUCCCGUUCCGAGGUUUGCGGUGGGCAUCGUCAUCGGCCGCAACGGCGAAAUGAUCAAGAAGAUUCAGAAUGACGCUGGAGUGCGCGUCCAGUUUAAAACAGACGACGGCGUCAGUCCGGAGCGCGUUGCCAUGGUGAUGGGCCAGCCGGAACGCUGUCAGCACGCGCUGCAUCUCAUCAACGAGCUCAUCCGGACGGCGCAGGAGCGCGACGGCUUUGGCUCGGCGCUGAGGGCCAACCGGGCCAGAGGCCGCGGGGAUUGGACCAUGGGUUCCCCCGGACCCCUACAGGAGGUCACCUACACCAUCCCGGCGGACAAGUGCGGCCUGGUCAUCGGCAAAGGUGGCGAAAGCAUCAAGAGCAUCAACCAGCAGUCUGGCGCCCACGUGGAGCUUCAGAGAAACCCGCCGCCCUCUACCGACCCCAACGCCCGCGUCUUCACCAUCCGGGGCUCGGCGCAGCAGAUGGAGCACGCGCGGCAGCUCAUCGACGACAAAAUCGGGGGUUCCGGCAUCGUGAGUAACGGAGGAUUCGGCUUCGGCCCCUUUGCGCAAGGGCCCGCCCACCAGAACUGCGGCACUGCUCAGACCUUCUUGACGGGCGUGUGGGGGAACACCUACCAGACGGGCUGGCAGAACGCCACGCAGCAGGACCCUGGUCCGCAGGGCCAGCCCGCCGGCGUGAUGAGUGACUAUGGCAAAGCGUGGGAGGACUACUACAAGAAACAAAGUCAGUCGUCCCAGCAGAGUUCGCUGCCCGACUACACGGCGGCGCUGGCUGAGUAUUACCGCCAGCAGCCCUACUUGUGGAACCCCGCCCAGAUCCAGGAUCACUAGGAGGCCCCUCCCUCCAUCCCUCAGGCGCCACGCCUAACUCCCUCCCUCCCUUCGAAGAGCAAAUUAACAGCAGACACAGGAAGUGCUCUCUUGGUUUUAACCUCCGAAUUGUUGGACUUCCUGUUUGGCCUUUUUUUUUUGGGUGUAAUCCAAUCCCACCGCGGACAAGUUUGAACAAAGUUCACACCACCUUUUGUUUUUUUCUCUUUGUCUUCUCACCACGUGAUGCCUCGCAGUCUUGAGGAAGACGACGACAAUAUAGUUUUAAGCAUGCUGCCGAUUGUUAUGCCUUUUUUUUCCCUCUGUGGAUGAUUUCAUGGCGUCGGACAAAAAGGUGACUUUGACGGGGGGGUUGUUUCUCGUUUGAAACCAUCAGAAGUCCGCAAUUUGGAUAUGCUAGCAAUAGUGACUAAGUUUGUUUUUCUUUGGGUUCUUAAAUCUUGUCUAUUGUGGGGUCGGACUCAGGACGGCGCAGUGGAACUUUUGGUCGGCGCUCGUAAUAUGCGUGCCCAGCUGUCGGUGGCUAAAGUGCUUGCGGCCUGUCACGAGGAUGAGUUUGAAGGAAUGGCAAAUUCCAUCAAAUGAGCACUUUAGCUCCCCGUUUCUUGUCUGUCUGUCAGCCAGCCUUAAGGAAAGAAAGCCACGAGGGUGCUUCUUUACACUCGGACGGACGGACGUCACUUUUUCAAUGGAGCCAGCCGUCAGUCUCGCCAUGACUCGGAUGGCCACGUGCUAGUGAUGCCGUGCGAUUUUGUUCCUCUUCCUGCUUUCGCGAGAGUUUUUAAUCUUGUUUACCGCAUAAGGUGAUCCUCUCUUUGUUUUCUCUGUGGGCGGUGCCAAACUAGCACAUUAGCGCUUAAGUUUCCUGUUUGUGGCUAAAGUCAGAGCGGUCCUUUUUUCAUGAGUUUGCAUUCAUUCACGGUCCACUCUGUUUAUUGUUGUAUCACUUUAUUCACCACCGUCUUUUCGUUUUCACUUAGCCUCAGCAAAAGGAGGGUGCUAGCUUGGCGCUAGCAUAGCAUAGCGUGUGUCGGACCACAGAUGUUUUGUCAGGUGUGUGUGUGUGUGUGUGUGUGACCAUGAUGAGGAGUUGGGUUCAGGGCUCUAUUUAAAUGUUUAUGAAUAUUUCGUUUGAUCAUGAGCUAAUAUGCUAAUGCUACAUGUACAUGUCACAUUGGAAUAAAUUUUUUGUUUGCUUUAUAAUGAUUAGGGAGUAUUUGAUCAAUCAGAUUCAUGGUUUUCAUAGAGGAGGCCCCUAACCCAGCCACAGAGUCAAUGGUAUCGUCUGUUGUAUAAAAAUGCUGCGGUAGUGAUUCGGAAUGGGAAUUCCCCAUCUCUUGAAUCUCUCCAAAUUUUGAGCAAUAUUGGCUUUGAUAAUGUACUACAAUUGCUAAUGCUAUGUGAACAUGUCAUUGCUUCCCAAGGAUUUUCUUCUUUUUUUUUCCUUCGUCACCUGCCAACAAGGAAAAGCUCUUCUCAAGACUCCUAUGCUAAAUGCUAAAGCUAACAUCUGGCGAGCCCCAGAGCGGCCGAUUAGCCUUUUAGCUCGUUGGCCCAGACGGCGACUCCAAGGUCGGAAAACGAAUGACUGGGGACGUCCCCGUUUCGUUUUUUCGCGGCUCCGCCAAACUUGAUUUGUUUUGUUUUGUUUUUUGUUUUUCUAAUGGACGUUUGUCCAAAUGUAACCUUGGACUUUUUAUGGACUGAGUGGGUGAGGAAGACUGAGGUGAACAUGAUGAUUUAACCAUGAGGGCUAAUAAAGAAGCUCCUUCUUUCUGA
Messenger RNA from Syngnathus typhle (broad-nosed pipefish), 3671 nucleotides. RefSeq names its product far upstream element-binding protein 3-like. Gene Ontology annotation, cellular component: nucleus; cytoplasm. Gene Ontology annotation, molecular function: mRNA binding. Lineage: Eukaryota; Metazoa; Chordata; Actinopteri; Syngnathiformes; Syngnathidae. The record is from RefSeq and is a predicted model, not a curated record. The coding region runs from base 282 to 1892 and encodes 536 amino acids. The transcript has 18 exons. Gene Ontology annotation, biological process: regulation of gene expression.